Molecule: messenger RNA, 974 nt
Organism: Drosophila pseudoobscura
Lineage: Eukaryota; Metazoa; Arthropoda; Insecta; Diptera; Drosophilidae
Gene: CheB98a
Product: Chemosensory protein A 98a
Exons: 3
Coding region: 242-844 (200 amino acids)
Source: RefSeq, a predicted model, not a curated record
UGUAUAUCAAACCAGAUCAAAUGGAAAUGAGAUGUUCUGGCACGCGCAACGGCGCUCCAUUUGGACAUUAGUUGUAGUGACUAAUUAUAUGUUUUAGGACUAAUUAUAUCUAUAUUUUUCUGUUGGCUUAUAAUUUGCGGUUGGGCCCUGGAUAAUUACUAUUAUUUUACCGACAAUUCGCGAUACUUAUGGAGGCUAUAUAUAAAAGAUUUCCAUUACCAUUUUUGGGCAUAUUUUCAAAAUGUUCCUACACGUAAUUCUUUUGGAUGCCAUCGUGCUGCUGGCGAUCGUUAGCCAUUCGAGUGGAGGGACCUACGAACUUUUAGUGGCCGAUGAGAAACUCUUCAGUGAUUGCCCGAAUCAGGCAAAAGGCACUCUCAAUCAGCAUGGCAUGUUCGACUUAUCAGACUUAAAUAGAAGCAUGAAUGCUGAAGGUGUAAACAUCGCAGGAAGCCUCACGUGCGCGUGGGAUGUUCAACCCGAGGAUCGUGUGGAGAUGUCCAUUACCCUUCUCUAUUUCGACAGAGGCAACUGGCAGUCCACCGUCUUCUCCUUGGUGUCGAAGGACUUUUGCAAGAGCAUGUACGACGAGAAGCAGUAUUGGUACAAGUUCUGGACCCAACACGUUACGAAUUCCGCAGAUGUAAAGGAUAAAUGUGUCCUUUACCCUGGUACGAAAUUACAGCUGGAGCCGUUUAUGCUGUCCUUGAGGGCCUCCACCUCGGGACCAUUCCGGAAUGGACGCUACAAGGCCCGGAUCCGCUUCAAUGCUUUCGAUCAGAGCGGGGCCAGUCGCCUACCGAACAUCUGCUUCGAGAUUAUGGGCGACAUUUACAAAGUUUGAGUUGUUUCCUGUUUUCUUUUGUUUUUUAUACUAAAAAUAUGUACGAAAUUUAUUAUUGGUGUGAAGCGUACAAAUCAUAAAUCAUAUUCAUAUAAUAUAUGUAUAUAGAAUGGUUUAUAUAUACACUCAA